CAAAGCAGCAUCAGUGCUGCUUCAUUUCAUUGAGAAGGAGGAUUCAAACUUCCGGUACUGUCAUGGCGACAUGGUAGUGUGUCUGCUAAAAUAAAGAAAAUAACCACAUCAACAUCGGAUUUUGAGCAUUAACUGGUUGUAAAUAGCAGAGGAAUCAUUAUUUAUACGGAUAAUUCAGGUGGCCCAUCGCGGCUCACACCCGGCCGGCCAUGGCGGCGCAUAAACCCGUGGAAUGGGUUCAGGCCGUAAUUAGUAGAUUCGACGAGCAGCUUCCAGUAAAAGUGGGCCAACAGAACACUCACACCAAAGUCAGCACGGAGCACAACAAGGAAUGUCUGAUCAACAUCUCCAAGUAUAAGUUCUCACUGGUGAUCAGUGGCCUCACAAACAUACUGAAGAACGUGAACAACAUGCGAAUAUUUGGGGAGGCUGCGGAGAAGAACCUGUAUCUCUCUCAGCUCAUCAUUCUGGACACACUGGAGAAGUGCCUUGCUGGGCAACCGAAGGACUGCAUGCGUCUGGACGAGACCAUGCUGGUGAAGCAGCUGCUGCCAGAAAUCUGUCACUUCAUCCACACCUACCGUGAGGGCCACCAGCAUGCCGCCGAGCUCCGUAACUCCGCCUCCGGGGUCCUAUUCUCCCUCAGCUGCAACAACUUCAACGCUGUGUUCAGCCGCAUCUCCACCAGGUUGCAGGAGCUCACCGUGUGUUCGGAGGACACAGUGGAUGUCCAUGACAUUGAGCUCAUCCAGUACAUUAAUGUGGACUGUGCCAAGCUAAAGAAACUUCUCCAAGAGACGGUGUUUAAAUUCAAAGCCCUCAAGAAGCCUGCCCAGCUAAGUGUCAUCAACAGUUUAGAGAAGGCCUUCUGGAACUGGGUGGAGUUCUACCCUGAUGAGUUCACCAUGCUGUACCAGAGGCCACAGACAGACAUGGCCGACUGUGCAGAGAAGCUGUUUGACCUGGUGGACAGUUUUGCCGAGAGUGCCAAGAGGAAGGCAGCCGUGUGGCCACUGCAGAUCAUCCUCCUCAUCCUCUGUCCCGAGAUCACACAGGACCUCUCCAGAGAGACCGUGGAGGACACCAAGGUCAACAAGAAACUGUUCCUGGAGAACCUGAGGAAGGCCCUGGCCGGCCACGGGGGCAGUAAACAGCUGACUGAGAGUGCUGCCAUCGCCUGUGUCAAACUCUGCAAGGCCUCCACCUACAUCAACUGGGAGGACCACUCUGUCAUCUUCCUCCUGGUGCAGUCCAUCGUGGUGGACCUCAAGGCCCUGCUCUUCAACCCAGCCAAGCCUUUCUCCAGAGGGGCGGGGAGCCAGAACGCAGACGUGGACCUCAUGAUCCACUGCUUCGUCUCCUGUUUCCGCAUCAAUCCCCACAACAACCAGCACUUUAAGGUCUGCCUGGCAUCAUCCUCCCCUCCCACCUUUCACUUUGUCCUGGUCAACUCCCUACACAGAAUCAUCACUAAUUCUCCGUUGGACUGGUGGCCUAAGAUUGACGCUGUGUACUGCUACUCAGGAGAGCUGAGGGUCAUGUUUUCUGAGACGCUGGGCCACGUGAUGAGGGGCUGCACUACACACGCUCCCCUCCGCUUGACUCCGAGUCUGACCUUCAAGGAGAAGAUGACCAGUCUGAAGUUCAAGGAGAAAACCACAGACCUGGACACGCGGAGCCUCCUGCUGGCCCUGGUCAAGCUCAUCCACUCUGACCCUAAACUCAUGCUGCAUAACCCGGGUAAGCAGGGUCAGGAGAUCCAGAGCAGUACAGCAGAGCUGAUCAUCGGCCUGGUGCAGCUGGUGCCUCUGGCCAACAUGGGAGAGUGUUCACAGGAGGCCAUGGAGGCCCUCUUGGUUCUGCAUCAACCUGAGACCAUAGAGCUGUGGAACCCAGAUGCUCCCAUUGAGACCUUCUGGGAUAUCAGUUCCCAGGUCCUCUUCUUCAUCUGUAAGAAGCUGGUUGGCCACCAGAUGAUCAACAGCACAGAGAUCCUCAAGUGGCUGAGGGAGAUCCUCAUCUGCAGGAACAAGUUCCUCCUCAGGAACAAGGAGCGGGCCACGGUGGGUAGUGGCAUCCCCAUCUGUAGACAGGCCCAGACCAAGCUGGAGGUGUCUCUCUACAUGUUCCUGUGGAGCCCUGACAUGGAGGCCGUUCUGGUGGCCAUGUCCUGCUUCAGACACCUCUGCGAGGAGGCUGAGGUCCGCUGUUGCGUGGACGAGGUCCCGGUACAGACUAUCCUGCCCAACUACAACACCUUCAUCGAGUUUGCCUCCGUCAGCAACAUGAUGUCCACAGGCCGCUCAGCCCUGCAGAAGAGAGUGAUGGCUCUGUUGAGGAGGAUCGAACAUCCUACUGCAGGAAACAAAGAGGCAUGGGAAGACACGCAUGCAAAAUGGGAGCAGGCAACCAAAUUAAUCCUCACCCAUCCCAAAACUAAGCUAGAGGAUGGCCAGGAGUGGAUCAACAUGACGGGCUUCCUGUGUGCUCUGGGAGGUGUGUGUCUGCAGCAGCGCAGCGCCCCAGGUCUGGCCACCUACAGCCCCCCCAUGGGGCCUCUCAGUGAGAGGAAGGGCUCCAUGAUCUCUAUGGGCUCCUGUGAGGGGACCACGGAGACGCCCCUGGGCCGCUUCCUGGAUCGCCUGCUGUCUCUCAUGGUGUGCAGCCAUGAGAAGGGUGUUCAGAUCCGGACUAAUGUUAAGGACCUAGUGGGCCUGGAGCUCAGCCCGGCUCUCUACCCCAUGCUCUUCAACAAACUCAAGAACAGCAUCAGCCGCUUCUUCGACGCACAGGGGCCGGUCCCCAUCAAUGACACAAACACCCAGUUUGUGGAGCAGACCAUCGCCAUCAUGAAGAACCUACUGGACAACCACACUGAGGGCAGCUCAGAGCACCUGGGACAGGCCAGCAUAGAGACCAUGAUGCUCAACCUGGUCAGGUACGUGCGUAUCCUAGGCAACAUAGUGCAUGCCAUCCAGAUCAAGACCAAGCUGUGCCAGCUGGUGGAGGUGAUGAUGGAGAGACGAGACGACCUGUCCUUCUGCCAGGAGAUGAAGUUCAGGAAUAAGAUGGUGGAGUACCUGACAGACUGGGUGAUGGGCACCUCAAACCAAGCGGCUGACGAUGACGUCAAGUGUCUUACCAGGGACCUGGACCAGGCCAGUAUGGAGGCGGUGGUGUCCCUGCUAGCUGGCCUGCCCCUGCAGCCUGAGGAGGGAGACGGAGUGGAACUGAUGGAGGCCAAGUCCCAGCUCUUCCUCAAGUACUUCACCCUGUUCAUGAACCUGCUGAAUGACUGCAGUGAGGUGGAGGAUGAUGGGCAGCAGGUGGCAGGGAGGAAGAGGGGCAUGUCCCGACGUCUGGCCUCCCUCAGACACUGCACCGUCCUGGCCAUGUCCAACCUCCUCAACGCCAACGUGGACAGCGGCCUCAUGCACUCCAUCGGUCUGGGCUACCAUAAGGAUCUGCAGACUCGGGCCACCUUCAUGGAGGUGCUGACUAAGAUCCUGCAGCAGGGAACAGAGUUUGACACGCUGGCAGAGACGGUGCUGGCAGACCGCUUCGAGAGGCUGGUAGAGCUGGUCACCAUGAUGGGAGACCAGGGAGAGCUGCCUAUCGCCAUGGCGCUGGCCAACGUCGUACCCUGCUCCCAAUGGGAUGAGCUGGCGCGGGUGCUGGUCACUCUGUUUGACUCGCGCCACCUCCUGUACCAGCUGCUGUGGAACAUGUUCUCCAAGGAGGUGGAGCUGGCGGACUCCAUGCAGACUCUGUUCAGAGGAAACAGUCUGGCCAGCAAGAUCAUGACCUUCUGCUUCAAGGUGUACGGGGCCACGUACCUGCAGAAGCUGCUGGAGCCUCUCCUCAGAGGGGUCAUCACUGCCCCGGAGUGGCAGCUCAUCAGCUUCGAGGUGGAUCCCACCAGGCUGGAGCAGAGUGAGAUCCUGGAGGAGAACCAGAGGAACCUGCUGUUGAUCACCAAACGUUUCUUCCUGGCCAUCAUCAACUCCUCCACAGAGUUCCCCCCACAGCUGCGCAGUGUGUGUCACUGCUUGUUCCAGGCAACUUGCCACUCUCUACUGAAUAAAGCCACAGUUAAAGAGAAAAAGGAAAGCAAAAAAGCAGUGGUCAGCCAGCGUUUCCCCCAGAACAGCAUAGGGGCGGUGGGUAGUGCCAUGUUCCUACGUUUCAUCAACCCUGCCAUAGUGUCGCCCUAUGAGGCGGGCAUCCUGGAUAAGAAACCUCCUCCCAGGAUAGAGAGGGGAUUGAAGCUCAUGUCCAAGAUCCUGCAGAGCAUUGCCAACCAUGUUUUAUUCACCAAAGAGGAGCACAUGAGGCCUUUCAAUGACUUUGUCAAAAGCAACUUUGAUGCAGCUAGAAGGUUUUUCCUGGACAUUGCAUCAGACUGCCCUGCCAGUGACUCCGUCAACCACAGCCUGUCCUUCAUCAGUGAUGGUAAUGUUCUGGCCCUGCACCGGCUGCUGUGGAACAACCAGGAGAAGAUAGGACAGUACCUCUCCAGCAACAGGGAUCACAAGGCAGUAGGGAGACGGCCGUUUGACAAGAUGGCUACCCUCCUGGCCUACCUGGGGCCCCCAGAGCACAAACCUGUGGCUGACACCCACUGGUCCAGCCUCAACCUCACCAGCUCCAAGUUUGAAGAAUUUAUGACAAGACACCAGGUACAUGAGAAAGAUGAGUUCAAAGCCCUGAAGACCCUCAACAUCUUCUACCAGGCUGGCACCUCCAAGAACGGCAACCCUGUCUUCUACUACAUCACACGCAGAUUCAAGACGGGCCAGAUCAACGGUGACCUUCUCAUCUACCACGUGCUGCUGACCUUGAAGCCCUACUAUGCCAAGCCCUAUGAGAUUGUGGUGGACCUGACCCACGCCGGACCCAGCAACCGCUUCAAGACCGACUUCCUGUCCAAGUGGUUCGUGGUGUUCCCGGGCUUCGCCUACGAGAACGUGGCUGCCAUCUACAUCUACAACUGCAACACGUGGGUGAGGGAGUACACCAAGUACCACGAGAGACUGCUGACAGGCCUGAAGGGGAGCAAGAAGCUGCUGUUCAUUGAUUCACCAGCGCGGCUAGCGGAGCACGUGGAGCCUGACCAGCAGAAGCUGCCUGCGGCCACGCUAGCCCUGGAGGAGGACCUCAAGGUGUUCCACAACGCCCUCAAACUGGCCCACAAGGAUACCAAGGUCUCCAUUAAGGUGGGCUCCACUGCAGUCCAGGUGACGUCAGCAGAGCGUACCCGGGUCCUGGGUCAGUCGGUCUUCCUCAACGACAUCUACUACGCCUCAGAGAUAGAGGAGAUCUGCCUGGUGGAUGAGAACCAGUUCACACUUACCAUCGCCAACCAGGGCACGCCGCUCACCUUCAUGCACCAGGAGUGUGAGGCCAUCGUCCAGUCCAUCAUCCACAUCAGGACGCGUUGGGAGCUGUCCCAGCCGGACUCAAUCCCGCAGCACACCAAGAUCAGGCCCAAAGACGUGCCGGGGACCCUGCUCAACAUUGCCCUGCUCAACCUGGGCAGCUCCGACCCCAGCCUCAGAUCGGCGGCCUACAACCUGCUCUGUGCCUUGACCUGCACCUUCAACCUGAAGAUAGAAGGCCAGCUGCUGGAGACGUCGGGCCUGUGUAUCCCUGCAAACAACACCCUCUUCAUAGUGUCCAUCAGCAAGACACUGGCCGCCAACGAACCACACCUCACCCUGGAGUUCUUGGAAGAGUGUAUCUCUGGCUUCAGCAAAUCUAGUAUUGAGUUGAAACACCUGUGUCUGGAGUACAUGACCCCCUGGCUGCUCAACCUGGUGAGGUUCUGUAAGCACAACGACGACGCCAAGCGCCAGCGGGUCACCGCCAUCCUGGACAAGCUCAUCACCAUGACCAUCAACGAGAAGCAGAUGUACCCUUCUAUCCAGGCUAAGAUCUGGGGUAGUCUUGGACAGAUAACUGACCUGCUGGACGUGGUGUUGGACAGCUUCAUCAAGACCAGCGCUACAGGAGGCCUGGGUUCCAUCAAGGCUGAGGUCAUGGCCGACACAGCUGUGGCACUGGCCUCAGGGAAUGUCAAGCUGGUGUCCAGCAAGGUGAUCAUCCGCAUGUGUAAGAUCAUCGAUAAGACGUGUCUGUCUCCCACGCCCACCCUGGAGCAACACCUGAUGUGGGAUGACAUCGCCAUCCUGGCCCGUUACAUGCUCAUGCUGUCCUUCAACAACUCUCUGGACGUGGCCACUCACUUGCCCUACCUGUUCCACGUGGUCACUCUGCUGGUGGCCACCGGCCCCCUGUCCCUCCGCGCCUCCACACACGGCCUGGUCAUCAACAUAAUCCACUCCCUCUGUACCUGCUCCCAGCUCAACUUCAGUGAGGAGACCAAGCAGGUCCUGAGGCUGAGCCUGACAGAGUUCUCCCUGCCUAAGUUCUACCUGCUGUUCGGCAUCAGUAAGGUCAAGUCUGCUGCGGUCAUCGCCUUCCGCUCCAGCUACCGCGACCGCUCCUUCUCCCCCGGCUCCUACGAGAGGGAGACCUUCGCCCUGUCCUCCCUGGAGACAGUCACCGAGGCCCUGCUGGAGAUCAUGGAGGCCUGUAUGAGGGAUAUCCCUGGCUGUAAGUGGCUGGACCAGUGGACAGAGCUGGCUCAGAGGUUUGCGUUCCAGUACAACCCGUCCCUGCAGCCCAGAGCCCUGGUGGUGUUUGGCUGCAUCAGUAAGAGGGUGACCCACGGCCAGAUCAAACAGAUCAUCAGGAUCCUCAGCAAGGCCAGCCCCCUGCUCAGCAUAGACCGGGGUCUGGAGAGCUGUCUAAAGGGACCUGAUAACUACAACAGCCAGGUGUUGAUAGAAGCCACAGUAAUCGCUCUCACCAAGCUACAGCCUCUCCUCAACAAGGACUCCCCCAUGCACAAGGCUCUGUUCUGGGUGGCCGUGGCUGUGCUCCAGCUGGACGAGGUCAACCUCUACUCUGCCGGCACCGCCCUGCUGGAGCAGAACCUCCACACACUGGACAGCCUCAGGGUCUUCAACGACAAGAGUCCAGAGGAAGUGUUUAUGGAGAUCAGGAAGCCUCUGGAGUGGCACUGUAAACAGAUGGACCACUUUGUGGGCCUCAACUUCAAUUCCAACUUCAACUUUGCACUAGUGGGUCACCUGUUGAAAGGGUACAGACACCCCUCCCCCAACACAGUGGCGCGGACCAUCCGGAUCCUCCACACACUGCUAGCCCUGGUGGGAAAACACCUCAACUGUGACAAGUUUGAGGUGAACACCCAGAGUGUGGCCUACCUGGCAGCUCUCCUCACUGUUUCAGAAGAGGUCCGCAGCCGCUGUAGCCUCAAGCACAGGAAGUCCCUGCUCCUCUCGGAAGUUACCAUGGAGAAUGUUCCCAUGGACACGUACUCUGUGCACCACAGCGACCCCUGCUGCAGGACUCUUCGGGAGAGUCAGCCGUGGACGUCCCCCAAGGUGUCAGAACGCUACCUAGUGGCUCACUACUCCUCGCUGGGGCAGAUCAGCCCCCGCACACGCAAGUCCAUGAGCCUGGACAUGGGCCAGCCUUCCCAGGCAAACACUAAGAAACUGCUGGGCACUAGGAAGAGUUUUGAUCACUUGAUAUCAGACAACAAAGCACCAAAGAGGCCAGAUAUGGAGUCUGGCAUCACUACGCCUCCAAAGAUGAGGAGGGUGGCAGAGAACGAUUAUGAAAUAGAAUCGACCCAAAGAAUCUCCCACCACACCCUGAGGAAGGUGUCUGUGUCGGAGUCCAACGUGCUGCUGGAUGAAGAGGUUCUCACAGACCCCAAGAUCCAGGCUCUGCUGCUCACGGUCCUGGCUACGUUGGUGAAGAAUACAACUGAUGAUUUUGACCAGAGAAUCCUCUACGAGUUUUUAGCUGAAGCUAGUGUUGUCUUCCCUAGGGUCUUUCCAGUUGUUCACAACCUGCUGGACUCGAAGAUCAACACCCUCCUCUCACUGUGCCAGGACCCUAACCUCCUAAACCCCAUCCAUGGCAUCGUGCAGAGUGUGGUUUACCAUGAGGAGUCUCCCCCCCAGUACCAGCCCUCCUACCUACAGAGCUUCGGUUUUAAUGGUCUAUGGAGAUUCGCUGGGCCCUUCUCAAAGCAAACCCAGAUCCCGGACUACGCUGAGCUGAUAGUGAAGUUCCUGGAUGCUUUGAUUGACACGUAUCUGCCGGGGAUCGACGAGGAGACGAGCGAGGAGUGUCUGCGUACGCCCACGUCGCCCUACCCCCCGCCGGGCCAGAGCCAGCUCAGCAUCACAGCCAACCUCAAUCUCUCCAACUCCAUGACCUCACUGGCCACCUCCCAGCACUCCCCAGCUUCUCUGCCUUGCUCUAAGUCCGCUGUUUUCGCCCCACACCACGUCCGGCCAGGUAUUACAGCCCCUCCUCCCCAUGCUGCUCCUCACUCCCAGGCACACGGCACAGCCUCUCAGAGGAAUCGACAAGGAGAAUGUGGAACUCUCUCCGACCACGGGUCACUGCAACAGCGGACGCACGCGCCACGGCUCUGCCAGCCAGGUGCAGAAGCAGCGCAGUGCAGGCAGCUUCAAACGGCCCAGCAUCAAGAAGAUCGUAUGAGAGAGGCCCACCACUAGGACGCCUUACUGGGGUCGCCCACGCCAGUCAUCAUGCUGCACUUUUACUCCAACUCUCCUCUUCUAUCUAUCUAUCUCAGCCUUGAUUCUCCUGUUUCCAUUGUUUUUUUGUUGUUUUUUACCCUAAACUGUCCAGUCAGCCAUAUUUGCUUGACGAUCAAGAACUCUGAAUAUGAUGCAGUUUUGUUUAUGAGAUGUCAUUGAGAAAGAGUCUGGCGGUUUUUAUGUUUUGUGUAUUUUUGUGUCACAUACUGAACCACAUCGGAAUCCUUUUUUUAAAACAGCAUAAAUUGAAAGAAAGCAUUGACAUUGACAACACAGCAGUAAAAGUAGGGAACAUAGUGUCUGAAGCCAUUUUGUUGUCUUGCUUCUUUCUGGUUUUAAUUUUGUUUCAUAAUGACAAAGUAUUACGAGAAGACCAUUUCUGUGAUUUGCACAAUUUUCUGUAAUUCAACAUGCUUGUAAUUUUUUUUUUUUUUGCCUUUUCUAAGUGGUGUUAGUAGGACAUUUUUCUUCAAGCUGAGAGAGCUUUGCCAAUGAGGCUGAACUAGAUCAAAGGACAAGCUGCAGAUGCAUCUCAUUGGGACACAUGGCCAUGAAGAGGCAUUGUGCCUUUGGACCCAGCGUUGAGGAAAGGGAUCCCUCUCACCCACCAGAGAGACGCUACAGAGGGAGAGCAGUACCAUGACACACACACACCAUUGUGGAGGAAAUCGCUGAAUGCCCUAAACCCUCCUGUAGUAGCAACAUCUGUGAAAAAGCAUGACCAACAACAGACAUUAGUGGUUUACUGUGCUAUUGAGGUGGGGGCUGGACUAUCAAUUGGCCCUGUUUUGAGCUGUGUCAGGGACAAUCUAAUGAUGGCCAAGCCAUGUGUCUUUAUUGAUUAGUGAUUGUCAAAGCUGUGGGGAUUUCUCUGUUAGGCAGUAUUUUUAUUCCCACAUGAGAGUCAGAGAGGGCCAACUAGGCGGCAGGCUGAUGUUUAUUGUCAUAAGUCUCGUCCUGGAGGCAGAACUGAGUGAUUUCCCCUUAGAUAGCCCAGCUGUAAAGUCAAAAUUGGCUAUAUUGUAAAAAUUCAUGAAAACAAAAAUGUGCUUUUUGGUCUGAAUUUAAGAUUAGGGUUAGCAGUGUGUUUAAGGUCAGUGGUAGAUUUUCUGAUUUUUGUGGCUGUGCCAGCUAGUGACCACUGCGGCGCUGCCUCUAGAACAAGAUUUGUGAUGGAAAAAACGCUAACCUGCCAGGUACGCCACUCUGGUGUUGGAGGACAGCAGCCCUGCAGGUUUCAGAGCUUUCGCUUUUAAUCAGCACCCUAUUCACGUUUUAUAACACUUUGUCAAGGAAAGUAAAGAAGGAAAAUCUGUAAACCAGGAAUAGAUAAUGUCCUAUGUUGGAAAUUUGGAUUGGACAUUUGAAAUUGUCCUUAGCUUUGAGAUUUGAAAUAUAUCUAUAGUGGUAGUCUUUCUCAGUAAUAAUUGUUUCAUUCUUGCCCCAAUUUACUGUAAACGCACAUACACAUACAAACCAUACACUUGGGAGGUUGUUUUGUUGAUUGUGUGCCUUUUCUAGGGUUUUCAGAUGUUUAUAAUGAAAUGAGAAAUUAAAAAAUUGCUUCAUACAGCAUUAAAGGUAUUGUAGAUGGUUACUCUGCAUAAAUGUAUAUUUAUAUAUACAGUUAUAAGUAUUGUAAACAAUACCUUAUGAAUGACAAGCAUUCAGGCAUUAUUAAUCUGCUGCCUGAUAAUUGCCUUGUAUGGUUAAAUAUUUAUGUAAAACAUUAACAUUCGGUACCUCUUGUCAAAACAAGUAUUCUCACACAAAUUCCAUGACAUUAGGGACCAGAUUUGCUGAGUGAGUGCAUGUGCAAAUGUUGCACGUGUUUUUUCAAGAGUGAAUGAAAUGUUGAAGUCAGAACAGUGAUGGCUUUUAUGCUUGUUUUUAUCUUUGUUUUAGGAAAGUUGGUGCCAAUUAUGUUCUGGUUCAAAAGCUUUAGUAAAUCUGUCCCUGUUCAUGAUGUAAAUUGUACAAUAAUGUAUUUGUUAUAUAGUAAUUACAAUGACAUAGUUAUGAUUUGUUUUAGUGAGCUUUGAAUUUUAUCAUUGCAAAAAAUCUGAUUUAAUUUGAUAGAUUUGAGAUUUGAAAUAUGGAUUAAUUAAAGAAACUAUGGUUGUAAUUAAUCACCUCAAGACACACCUGCUGAAUAGUGUUCUCCAUGUUUAAAAUCAGCGUAAGGAAAUGAUGCCAAAAAAAUAACUUUGAGGGAUUGAGACUUAUGGUUAGGCUGUCUGUUCGCAGAUAGAACUGUGUGUAUUGGGAGUACAGCUGUACAGGGUGUUAUUGGCCCUUUUUGCCAUGGUCUUCCCCUCAUUAGUCUGUAGUGUGGCAUGUGUAAAGGUCUAGGCAGGCCCUGGGAUGCUGCACCAAAGACUAGCAAAUCUGUUCGGUAGUUUUAUCAUUGUUGACUUUCUCUGAGCCUUUGCAGUUGGUCCAGUAGGCCAUGCACAGAUAGACAACGUGUGGCAAACAGAGACGUUCCUUUCUCUAACAACAUGGUGCAGUUUGUUAGGCAGCAGAGGAGUUCUCUGGUCACACCAUUCCAUUUCCUCGUGGAGCCUGGUUCCUAAUUUCUGCUGUUUGAGGUUGUGUACCAAGGAACCAACCAGUGCCAUACACGGAGUCUCUCUGAAGUCAUGGUUGUUUUGGAAGCUUGUGCCAACUCCUUCAGAAUGUUUUUGUAAGUGUGCUUGUUAAAACAUUGAUGAUAAUCCUGGGUUCAAACACAAUUCCAUUAGACAUUUUUGACUUGCUUUUGCUAAGGCCAGCGUGUGCAUUAAGUGAAUUAUGUAAACUGAGUAGGAGUCGGUGUAUAGCGACGCGGGAAGGGAGAAUAUGAAGACUGACAGUUUUAGUUUUUCACCUACAUCCAGACAUUUUAACAAUCAACAACCAUGCUCAACCUUACAUUUGUUUUCUUAUUCUAUUAAUCUGGUUUAGAUUGGACAUGAUGACCACAAGAAAAUGAACAAUGUGCGCACUUAGGUUUUUCCCAAAAUCAAAGUGUGUUGGUGCUGUUGAGAGGUAAUGAACCUUGUUGUAAUGAAGUUGAUUCCAAUGCCUAGAUUUUGUUUACAAAUGUUAAUAUACUUGAAUCAGGAGGCUAUAUGUCUAGAAGAAGCAGUUCCUCAUCAUAGAAAGGGAAAAAAUUACGUUUUUAGAAGUCAAAUGGAACAAGUUUACCAAACACAACAUUUCAAAAGAUGAAAGGAAACCAAAGUUUAGGAACUGCAAUAUAGUACACACAAACUUGGAAUCUACUGUGUUUGAUAAACAGUCCUCUGAGAGAAGUCUAAUGUACUAAUCCACAACUUAGUUUGCUUUCAUAUGGGGGUGAGAGAUGAUUCAAGUAGUGAAAGAGAGAUGGACCAAGCUAUGAAUCAAUGCAAACCACAAUGUUUUCUUUUUGUAUGUGCUUUUUGUACAGUUAAUGAUCAUUAUAACCACAGCAUUCUUCAUAAUGUGUGUAUUGUAAAAUUAUUCAUUAUUUAGUUCUGGCCUCAUCAGACUUUAGGAACUACAGAUCUCUGUUUCUAGCUCAUAUGCUUUGAAGGGUAAACCCAACCAACUGUUUUUAUUUGUAUUUAUUUUACAGUGUAUACCAGACAGAGCACACUUUGUAUAUUCAAUGGAUCCAUUUUUCUCAGUGUCUUUUCAUAAAGGGUAGGCCAGAGGGAAUGUGUUUGUCUUGCUUUUACUUCAUGGAAAUGUGCCACUUUAAAGAACUGAAAAGAAUUUGUCCUAAUUUGAGUGAAUUGAACAUUUGUCUGUUCAUGUGAAAUUGAAAAUGGUCACUUAAAGGCUCUAAAAUGUACUAGAAGUAGCUCAGGAGAGACAGUAUUAUAGAUAUCAGUUAACCACUUUGUUCAAUGCAAGGAUAAAACAAUGUCAAAAUAGCUUUUCUCCUCAAACAUUGCUUUAAUAUACAGUAAUGGCCAAUUGGUCUUCCUUUUAAGAUGGUAAAGCCUAGAAAUGAUAGCUUAAAAGUUUUGGAUGCAUAGCACCCUACCACCUGUUAUCACACCAUUAACAGACAAAAGUAUUGGGAGCAGAAACUGUCUCCGAAAGGUAGACUGAGCUCUCUGUAAAUGUAUUGUAGGUUUUCAUAAUUCUCAACUGAAGUCAAUUGUGUCUUGCACUGGUGUGAUAUCUCCUAAUUUGGCACACAUCUCAAGGUUAUGCAAAAUAUUUUUAACCAUUGGCCACUGUUUUACUGUUUCUUUCCCUCAUUUUUUUUAUGCAGUAAGCUCCACAUCUGUAAAUAAUUUUGUGUAAAAAUUGAUAAAGGUAUAUUUACUACACUGUAAAUACAUGUGAUGAUAUAUUGUAUUAUUUAGCUUUUUGUAAAGCAGUUAGUUGCUGUACAUGUAAAACAUACAAAUUGAAUGAUUCUAGUGUUAGUAAUGAUAACCUCUCUCCAUUUUGUCACUGCAUUAUGUGUCAUUAAAUAUAUUGAGGAAAAUAAAGGUUUAAAUCGAGGAUAUAGAUGACUGUGUACUCUAAAACCUCCACUGUAUGAUCGGUUGUUGUCCUCAUCUGACAUUUACAGAUGUUGCCCUAAUAAAGAAUUUCUGUCCAAA
Messenger RNA from Salmo salar (Atlantic salmon), 13252 nucleotides. Its product is annotated as neurofibromin. Gene Ontology annotation, biological process: regulation of GTPase activity. NCBI's taxonomy places the organism in Eukaryota, Metazoa, Chordata, Actinopteri, Salmoniformes, Salmonidae. The record is from RefSeq and is a predicted model, not a curated record.